This is a messenger RNA of Rangifer tarandus platyrhynchus (Svalbard reindeer), 1122 nucleotides long. Lineage: Eukaryota; Metazoa; Chordata; Mammalia; Artiodactyla; Cervidae. The record is from the annotation of a GenBank genome assembly.
AUGGCCUGUAACCAGUCGUCCAUCGAGACCUACGAAUACCUGCUGCCCAACGGGAGCCACGAGCGGGACUCCAGGGCGCCCCCACCGCCCGCCCCGCUCAGGAUGUCCCUGGCGGUCCUCAUGAUGCUGAUGGUCGUGGUGGGGUUCCUAGGCAACGCGGUGGUCUGCAUCAUCGUGUACCAGCGGCCGACCAUGCGCUCCGCCAUCAACCUGCUGCUGGCCACGCUGGCCUUCUCGGACAUCAUGCUCUGCCUGUGCUGCAUGCCCUUUACGGCCGUCACCCUCAUCACUGUCCACUGGCACUUCGGGGACUCCUUCUGCCGGCUCUCAGCUGCGCUCUACUGGUUCUUCGUCCUGGAGGGUGUGUCCAUCUUGCUCAUCGUCAGCGUGGACCGCUUCCUCAUCAUCGCGCAGCGCCAGGACCGGUUGAAUCCCCGCCGGGCCAAAGUGAUCAUCGCCGCGUCCUGGGCGCUGUCCUUCUGUGUCUCGGCGCCGGCGCUGGCCGGCUGGACGCUGGUGGAGGUGCCUGCGCGGGCCCCGCAGUGCGUGCUGGGCUUCACCGAGCUGCCGGCCGGCCGCGCCUACGUGCUGACUCUGGUGGGCGCCGCCUUCUUCGUUCCCUUCGCGGUGAUGCUCGGCGCCCACCUGGGCGUCCUGCACGCGGUGCGCAAGAACGCGGUGCGCGUGCACAACCAGUCCGACCGCCUGGACCUGCGCCGGCUGCCCCGCGCCUGCCUGCGGCGGCUCCGGCGGCAGCAGCAGCAGGCCAGCCUGGACCUGAGUUUCAAGACCAAGGCCUUCACCACCAUCUUGAUCCUCUUCGUGGGCUUCUCGCUGUGCUGGCUGCCGCACUCGGUGUACAGCCUGCUGUCCGUGUUCAGCCGGCGCUUCUACUGCGGCCCCUCUUUCUACGCCACCAGCUCCUGCGUGCUGGGGCUCAGCUACCUCAAGUCCGUCUUCAACCCCAUCGUCUACUGCUGGCGGAUCAAGAAGUUCCGCGAGGCCUGUCUGGAGCUGCUGCCCCCCACCUUCCAGAUCCUCCCCAAAGUGCCUGAGCGGAUCCGGAGGCGAAUCCAGCCGAGCACCGUGUACGCGUGCACAGAGAACCAGUCCGCGGUGUAG